Molecule: messenger RNA, 2913 nt
Organism: Lycium barbarum (goji berry)
Lineage: Eukaryota; Viridiplantae; Streptophyta; Magnoliopsida; Solanales; Solanaceae
Product: E3 ubiquitin-protein ligase COP1-like
Exons: 13
Coding region: 633-2645 (670 amino acids)
Biological process (GO): proteasome-mediated ubiquitin-dependent protein catabolic process
Molecular function (GO): ubiquitin protein ligase activity; protein binding
Source: RefSeq, a predicted model, not a curated record
AUCUUAAAUUCCACAUCUUAUCAAAAAACAAUAUCUUUCCUUUUGUGGGGGACCUUAACCCCUUUCCCCUUUGCUCUUCCUCCACCACAAAAAUCCCAAAAAUUAUUAUUUUUUUUUUAAAAAAAAAUAACAAAACCCCAUUUCAGUUCUUGAAUUAAAAGUUUCACUUCCACUACUAGUUCAACAUCAAAGUCAUAAUUCAUUAACUAGAAAGAAAAAUUAUCAACGAAAAACCAUGGCAGUUCAUUUUUGUGUUGUGACUGCUCAUUUGGAGAUCUCUUUGGACUUCGAGUCAUAGUUGAUUUUGCAAAAUACCAAAUUUGCUAAAAUAUCCAAUUUGCUACUCUUACACCACAAAUCUCAAAAUCAAGAAAAGAACAAAACCCUAUUUCAGUUCUUGAAUUUUCUAUUCAAUUCACUGAUUUAAACUUACAUUUCCACUACUAGUUCAAGAUCCUAGUCAUACUUCACUGACUAGCAAGAAAAUAACAAAAACUUGUUUGGAAUCGAGGCAUAGUUGAUUCUGAACAAUACCCAAUUUGCUCUUCCUCUACUACAAAUCCCAAAAAUUAUUUAAAAAAAAAAAAGAACAAAACCCCAUUUCAGUUCUUGAAUUUUCCACUGAAUUUGCUAUGGUGGAAAGUUCAAUUGGAGGGGUGGUGCCUUUGGUGAAGGGUGAAGGAAUGAGUAGUGGUGUAGUAAGGGAUGAAGAAGAAGGUGUUGGGACAAGGAUAGAAUGGGAAUUAGACAGGGAGUUAUUGUGUCCUAUAUGUAUGCAGAUUAUAAAGGAUGCAUUUUUAACAGCUUGUGGACAUAGUUUUUGCUAUAUGUGUAUUGUUACUCAUCUUCAUAACAAGAGUGAUUGUCCCUGUUGUUCUCAUUAUCUCACUACUAGUCAGCUCUAUCCCAAUUUCCUCCUUGACAAGCUAUUGAAGAAGACAUCUGCUCGUCAGAUUUCAAAAACUGCAUCUCCUGUUGAACAAUUUCGUCAUUCAUUGGAACAGGGUUGUGAAGUAUCAGUUAAGGAGCUGGACACUCUAUUGUCGUUGUUAUCAGAGAAAAAGAGGAAAUUGGAGCAGGAAGAAGCAGAGCGAAAUAUGCAAAUUCUGCUAGACUUCUUACAGAUGCUAAGGAAGCAAAAAGUUGAUGAACUCAAUGAGGUGCAAAAUGAUCUGCAAUACAUCAAAGAGGACUUAAGUUCAGUGGAGAGACAUAGAAUAGACCUAUACCGGGCUAAGGAUCGGUACUCAAUGAAGCUUCGAAUGCUAGCAGAUGAUCCUAUUGGGAAAAAACCUUGGUCUUCAUCCACUGAUAGGAACUUCGGUGGUCUUUUCUCCGCUUCACGAAAUGCACCUGGAGGAUUACCGACUGGAAACUUGACAUACAAAAAGUUGGACGGCAGAGCUCAAAUAAGCUCUCCUGGACCACCGAGAAAAGAUACUUCAAUCAGUGAAAUGAAUUCACAACAUAUGAGUCAAUCAGGUCUGGCUGUGGUUAGGAAGAAGUGCAUCAAUACACAGUUCAAUGAUCUCCAAGAAUGUUACUUGCAAAAGAGACGUCAAUUGGCAAACAAAUCGCGUGUUAAGGAGGAAAAGGACGCAGAUGUUGUACAAAGAGAAGGUUACAGUGCAGGACUAGCAGAUUUUCAGUCUGUACUUAGCACUUUCACUCGUUAUAGUCGGUUAAGAGUCAUUGCUGAGCUUCGGCAUGGGGAUCUUUUUCACUCUGCCAAUAUCGUGUCAAGCAUUGAAUUUGAUCGUGAUGAUGAGUUGUUUGCUACUGCUGGAGUUUCACGGCGUAUAAAAGUUUUUGACUUCUCUUCAGUUGUAAAUGAACCUGCCGAUGUACACUGCCCUGUUGUUGAAAUGUCUACCCGAUCUAAGCUGAGCUGCUUGAGCUGGAAUAAGUAUACCAAGAACCACAUAGCUAGUAGUGAUUAUGAUGGAAUAGUAACUGUAUGGGAUGUGACCACUAGACAGAGUUUGAUGGAAUAUGAAGAGCAUGAGAAACGGGCAUGGAGUGUUGAUUUUUCACACACAGAACCCUCGAUGCUUGUGUCUGGAAGUGAUGAUUGUAAGGUCAAAGUUUGGUGCACUAACCGGGAAGCAAGUGUCCUUAAUAUUGAUAUGAAGGCAAAUAUAUGCUGUGUGAAAUAUAAUCCUGGAUCUAGCGUUCAUAUAGCGGUUGGCUCUGCGGAUCAUCAUAUUCAUUAUUAUGACUUGAGGAACACCAGCCAGCCAGUUCACAUUUUUAGUGGCCAUAGAAAAACUGUUUCUUAUGUAAAAUUUUUGUCCAACAAUGAGCUCGCUUCAGCAUCAACGGACAGUACUCUGCGAUUGUGGGAUGUGAAUGAAAAUCUACCGGUUCGCACACUUAGAGGACAUAUGAAUGAGAAAAACUUCGUUGGUCUCUCAGUGAACAAUGAAUUCCUCUCAUGUGGCAGUGAAACAAAUGAAGUAUUCGUGUACCAUAAGGCGAUUUCCAAACCUGUGACUUGGCAUAGAUUCGGUUCCCCAGAUGUGGACGAAGCCGAUGAAGAUGCCGGAUCUUAUUUCAUCAGCGCAGUGUGCUGGAAGAGCGAUAGCCCUACGAUGUUAGCUGCCAAUAGUCAGGGAACUAUAAAAGUGCUAGUCCUUGCAGCUUGAGUUAAUAAAGCUGCUAGUUAAGAAUAUGCUUGAUUGAGAUGCACUUGAAAUUUUAUAGUGGAAACACAGUGAAAUGGAUUUCACAUUCAAUUUUUUUAUGUAGAUAUCUAUUCAACCAUCAGAUGGCAUGGUUCACCAUAUUUGUCAAAUGUAUUCAUAUUAAAACAUGUAACAAGUUGUAGGGCUUGGUUAAUUUAGGAGGAUGUACUGCUCUUUAAUGACACAGGCAGAGUUAUACUAUAAUGACAAAGUUUUGCUUUUUAGUUCA